Protobothrops mucrosquamatus (brown spotted pit viper) is the source of this 4309-nucleotide messenger RNA. It is a transcript of the gene ZMYM3, whose product is annotated as zinc finger MYM-type containing 3. The record is from RefSeq and is a predicted model, not a curated record. The transcript is spliced from 24 exons. NCBI's taxonomy places the organism in Eukaryota, Metazoa, Chordata, Lepidosauria, Squamata, Viperidae. Bases 1 to 4296 code for a protein of 1431 amino acids. Gene Ontology annotation, molecular function: zinc ion binding.
AUGGAUUCCAGUGAAUUUCCUGCCUCUUUGGGGCCCCUGUCUCUACGCAAUAAACCACUAAUUGGGGAUCUCCCUGCGGGCUCGGAGUUCGGAGAGGAUCUUCUGGCCUCCCAAACAGCCUCCAUCCCACAAGCAGCGACUGUCCAGUCCCAAGAGAUGGAGUGGGAGGUGUCUAAGCAAGCAACGUCCGAUGGUAGCUUGGACUUUGGCAUGGGGAAAGCCGGUGACCUGUCCACCCUAAGCAAGUCAAAUAGUUUGGCCCUCAGUAAGCCCAGCACUCUUGAUAUUCUGGAGACGCCUGGCCUCCUGGGUAGCUUGAGCAAAGGAGGGGACCGGGAGGUGCUAGAGAAGUCUGGGGAUCCUGAUGGCUUGUUCAGGGCAUGUGGAACUGGGGACCCAGAGAAUGGGACCGAAGCCCCCCCUGUGCCGGGAACUGAACGCCUGGGUCUCGAAGUUUUGAAAGAAGGGGGGUCCAAAGCAGGCAUGGAGGAGGAGAGUCACGGCAAGCACGCAGGCUGCGCUCCACACAGCUCCGCCGAGGAGGACCCUGAGGUGGUUGAGGUGAGCAGCGUGCCACCUUCCCAAGAAGCCACCGCCUCACCUGGCAGCCCCCCACCGAGCCCACAGCUGGCGAAGAAGCCCCGGUUGAAAUCCCCCAGGAAGAUCUCUCUGGAGCAAAAGGAGAACGCUUUGACACCCGCAGAGGAGGAGAAGGAUCCCACUCCGAACAGCGUUCCUGAGUCUGUGCCGCCCCCGCUGCCUCUUCUGGAAGGAGCAGAGGGAAGUUUGAGUGCAGCCAAGAAAGAAAGCGGCCCCAGAGAAGCCGAGAAAGGACGAGAAACGGGGGGGCCGCCCUCCCUUGCAGGGGAAGGUGCUGGUGGGAAGGGAGCCGAGACGCCUGCUGGAAGGGAACAGAAGAGGAGCGAGCGAGCCAGGAGGGCAGAGGUGUCUCGGCCAGAAACGGUCAACUCUUCGGAGAGCAUCCCCGUCUCCGAUGAGGACUCGGAUGCCAUGGUGGAUGACCCUAACGAUGAGGACUUCGUCCCCUUCCGCACCCGCCGCCCCACCCGCCUGUCUCUGCGCAGUCAGAUGGCCCAGCGGGCGGCCCGCUCCACUGUCACCAAAAUGACCUGCGCCAAUUGCCGCACGCCGCUGCAGAAAGGGCAGACGGCCUACCAGCGCAAGGGCCUCCCCCAGCUCUUCUGCUCCAGCACCUGCCUCACCACCUUCUCCAAGCGCCCCCUCAGCCGGAAGAGUUGCACUUUCUGCAAAAAGGAGAUUUGGAACACCAAGGACUCGGUGGUGGCCCAGAUCGGCUCGGGCAGCUCCUUCUACGAGUUCUGCACCUCGGUUUGCCUCUCGCUGUACGAAGCACAGCAGCAGCAGCGGCCGACCACGCAGGCGGCUGAAACCUCGGACUCCGUCCGGUGCAGCGUGUGCUACAAGACCGGAGAGAUCCAGCAUGAAGUGAGCAAUGGCAGCGUCGUGCACCGCAUCUGUAGCGACGCCUGCUUUACUAAGUUCCGGGCCACCAAAGGGCUGAAGACCAACUGCUGCGACAGCUGCGGCCUUUACCUGUACAACAAGGGGGUUCCCUUGGAGUACCUCUUCCACGAGGGGCAGCAGAAGCGCUUCUGCAACCCCACCUGCCUCAACAGCUACAAGAAGAAACACACCCGGGUCUACCCGUGCAUGUGGUGCAAGACGCUCUGCAAGAACUUCGACAUGCUGUCCCACAAAGACCGGAACGGCAAGCUGGGUCUCUUCUGCUCCGUCUGCUGCACCACUUCAUACAAGGUCAAGCAGGCCGGACUGACAGGACCCCUUCGGCCUUGCAGUUUUUGCCGGAAGAGCCUAUCUGAGCCCUGCUAUUACAACAAGAACAAGCAGGUGGUGUACCAGUUCUGCAGCCCCAGCUGCUGGACCAAAUUCCAGCGCUCCAGCCCGGAAGGUGGGAUCCACUUGACCUGCCAUUCCUGCCACAACCUCUUCACUGGGAAGCCCGAGAUCCUGGAUUGGCAGGACCAGGUCUACCAGUUCUGCUGCCGCGACUGCUGCGAAGACUUCAAGCGGCUGCGGGGGGUGGUGUCCCAGUGCGAGCACUGCAAGCAGGAGAAGCUGCUGCACGAGAAGAUCCGCUUCUCGGGAGUGGAGAAGAAUUUUUGCAGCGAAGGGUGUGUGCUUCUUUACAAACAGGAUUUCACCAAGAACCUGGGCCUUUGCUGCGUCACCUGCACCUAUUGCUCCCAGACCUGCCAGCGAGCUGUCACCGAGCAGCUGGAGGGCAGCACCUGGGACUUCUGCAGCGACGACUGCAAAAGCAAAUACCUGCUCUGGUACUACAAGGCAGCUCGGUGCCACGCUUGCAAGCGGCAGGGGAAGCUGCUGGAGACGAUUCACUGGCGAGGCCAAACCAAGCAUUUCUGCAACCAGCAGUGUCUGUUGAGGUUUUACAACCAACAGAACCAGCCCAACCUGGACACCCAGAAAGGGCCCGAGAGUCUGCUGAACAGUCAGGCCCCGGAGCCCAAGCAGCCCUCUGCCACUGCCCAAAAAGCAGAGCCCAAUGCGGUGAGUCUCUCAGGCUCACUGCUCGGGGCCGCCCCCCCCUCGCCAGCAUCAGCUCCCCCCGCGCCCCCUCAGCCGGUCACCCCCCGGAAGAACAAGGCAGCCAUGUGCAAGCCCCUCAUGCAGAACCGAGGGGUUUCCUGCAAGACGGAGAUGAAGUCCAAGGGCUGCCAGACAGACGACUGGAAGCCUCAGCUGAUUGUGCUGCCCAUCCCGGUGCCAGUCUUCGUGCCCGUGCCCAUGAACAUGUAUUGCCAGAAAGUCCCGGUGCCUUUCUCCAUGCCGGUCCCAGUUCCUGUGCCAAUGUUUCUGCCCACCACCUUGGAGAGUACAGAGAAGAUUGUGGAGACCAUCGAGGAGCUGAAGGUGAAGAUCCCUUCCAAUCCCCUGGAAGCCGACAUCCUGGCCAUGGCGGAGAUGAUUGCGGAGGCCGAGGAGUUAGACAAAGCCUCAUCAGACCUGUGCGACCUGGUGAGCAACCAGAGUGCCGAAGGGCUCCUGGAGGACUGUGACCUCUUUGGGCCGGCCAGGGAUGAUGUGCUGGCCAUGGCAGUCAAGAUGGCGAACGUCCUGGACGAGCCGGGACAGGACCUGGAGGCCGACUUCCCUAAAAACCCCCUGGACAUCCAUCCCAGCGUGGACUUUCUCUUCGACUGCGGCCUGGUCGCCCCCGAGGACGUUGCUGCAGAUCCCGACUUGCCUCGCUCGAUUCGCAAGGGCCAGAAGCGCCUGGUGCUGUCGGAGAGCUGCUCCAGGGACUCGGUGAGCAGCCAGCCCAGCGGCUCAGCCCUCAACUCCUCCUACGGGGUGAACGCCUGGAAGAGCUGGGUGCAGGCCAAGUACGUGGGUGCUGAGACCAGCAAGGGCGAUGAGUUGCGCUUUGGACCCAAGCCCAUUCGGAUCAAGGAGGACAUCCUGGCCUGCACGGCAGCCGAGCUGAACUACGGCCUGGCCCAGUUCGUCAAGGAGAUCACCCGGCCCAACGGGGAGCGCUACGAGCCGGACAGCAUCUACUACCUGUGUCUGGGAAUCCAGCAGUACCUGUUGGAGAACAACCGCAUGGUCAACAUCUUCACCGACCUCUAUUACCUGACUUUUGUGCAAGAGCUCAACAAGAUGCUGAGCGGCUGGCAGCCCACGGUCCUGCCCAACAACACGGUCUUCUCCCGCGUGGAAGAGGAGCACCUCUGGGAGUGCAAGCAGCUGGGUGUCUACUCCCCGUUUGUGCUGCUCAACACCCUGAUGUUCUUCAACACCAAGUUCUUCGGGCUGCAAACGGCCGAGGAGCACAUGCAGCUCUCCUUCACCAACGUGGUGCGGCAGUCGCGCAAGUGCACCAUGCCGCGGGGCGCGGCCAAAGUCAUCAGCAUCCGCUACUACACGCCCGUGCGGCACCGGAAGGGCCGAGAGAGCAGCCUCGGCAAGCGGAGGCGAGAGGAGGAGACGCCGGUCUUGGAGCAGCGGGAGAACCGCUUGAACCCCUUGCGCUGCCCGGUCAAGUUCUACGAGUUCUAUCUCUCCAAAUGCCCCGAGAGCCUCCGCAGCCGCAACGACGUCUUCUACCUGCAGCCGGAGCGCUCCUGCAUCGCGGAGUCCCCACUGUGGUACUCGGUCAUCCCCAUGGACAAGAGCAUGCUGGAGAGCAUGCUGAACCGCAUCCUGGCCGUCCGUGAGAUCUACGAGGAGCCCAGCCGCGGGGCUGGAGGCCUGGAUGAUGACAUGGACUGACCCAGACUGCCCU